AUGCAGACUGCAAGAAUCCAAGCAGAUGUACUCCAACAGCCCCCUUCAGACAUGGUUGGAGGAAAAAUCUUCUUACCAUACGUAGAUCUGGACAUCGACUGAAAAAACCUCAAGUUUGAUUUUUUCUUCUUCCUCGCUUUAUCCCUUGCCUGGCUUGGAAUUUUAAUAUGGUGGUGUUCUCUAAAUUGGAGAUGGUACACCCACCAGCUUACACUAAUGCAGAGAGUCCUUAUUGUUAUACCUGUACUUAAGUUAAUAGACGUAUUUUCAUACUACCUUUUUAUCGGCGAAUGCCCAUGGAUAACAGAAGAAACAGAAUAUCAAUCAAAAUACUUAAUAAUGGCACUUGUUACCAUAUCAUCCAUCUAUCAAAGUGUUGCAAUGGGCCUAUUUAUGAUGAUAAGCUGUGGAUGGACUCUUUUAUAUAACGAAGUUUCUAGAGAAAUAGCAACCAGCGUGACAGUCUCAAUGGGAGUAACUUACCUCUGAUACAGCGCUUAUUACGUUUCGAUUCCUGACUCAGCCUUCAGAAUGUUCAUGGAAUAUUUCAUGAUCUUCCUGUAUGUGUAUAUCUUCUAUUUCUGAUUUAAAUUCACUCUUGAAACAUUAAAAGUGUUUAAUAUUUUCAUUCGCUACAUGGAAGCUCAUAAUACCAGAAUAAUUAUCGAAGCAACCACUUUGAAGAAAAGAAUGAUCUCCAGGUAUUUUUUUAUCUGCUGACUAUAUUUCGCGGUUUGUAUUGUAUUUCAAGGAAUCAUCCCAUCAAUUUCAGAAUAUUUUGUCAAAACUAUGUACUUUACAACUACAGUUGAUGUAAUCCAACAAGCAUUGGACUUAGUAAUUCUUGGCGCACUUCUGUAUAAUUUCAGAGCAAGAGACUGGCCAAACUAUUACUUGAUAGUAUCAUACGAACUUGGGAACCUAGCCCAGGUUGCUCAAGGUGCUGAACAAGAGGUAAAUAUUAGUGAAGCCCAGGCAUUAUUCGGGAAAUCACAAUCUGAUGACGAAAUCCAGACAGAAGAUCUUAGUGAAAAGAACGUUAUUUUUAUAAAUCCAUCUUAUGAAGAGGAGUAUGCAGAAAUUGGGCUCCAGAAAAUGGCUCAGGAAGGCAGGUUCUUCCAGUACUUCCGGAUUGGCACCCAGGAUGUUCCUAAAGAUGUAUCCGAUAGUGCUGAUUAA
Messenger RNA from Moneuplotes crassus, 1179 nucleotides. The record is from the annotation of a GenBank genome assembly. NCBI's taxonomy places the organism in Eukaryota, Ciliophora, Spirotrichea, Euplotida, Euplotidae.